GGGAUUUCAAUGAAUUAGUGCGAGAGAGGAGUUUGUCUUUUAAACCAGUUCGAUGCAGACACGCUGAAAGCCUAAAAGGGUAAACUAAGAUGAGGGUGCUCUUGGUACUGGCGUCUUUACAAGUGGUCAGCGGCACACAAUGUGAGACUUCCAACUCCAUAUAUGGAUACGGCCUUAGCAGCCGCGCGAUCGGCACUCAGAGGGCUGAUGACAUGAUGAUGUGCAUACAAAAGUGCAGAAAAGAGUACAACUGCCUCAGCGUUAAUUACCAAAUGGUAGACGGAUUAUGCAAAUUACAAAACGCAAAUCGGAACACACCUGAGGCGGAAUUGAAAGUUUCGGAGCACACGAUUUAUAUGGAGGAUAUCCCGAAUUCUAAGCCUACUUGCCCAUGGACAAGCCCCUGUAAGAAUGGAGGGACGUGUUAUGUCGAGAAUCAUGCCAGCAAGUGCAUCUGCCCAAAGGGAUACAACGGAAAAGAAUGCGAAAAUGGGCCACCUGACUGUGAAACUUUGCGAGCCGCCGGUGUCACGGCAAGCGGAGUGCACAAAAUAUACCCAGAAGGCAUGGAGAGCAUCAUAGUGUACUGUGACAUGUCUACGGCAGCUGGGGGGUGGACCAUGAUAUUUAAGACGGUAUCAGGGGUGCUAAAACAAGGCGCGGUCAACCUGUGGAUAAAUGACAACUUGACUAGUGACGAGGACUCAACCGAGUCUCUCUCAAACUUCACCAACUCGACGCAGAUGUAUAAAAAUCGGCUCGUACAAAACUGGCAGAAGUUUAAUCCAAAAGAGGUGCUAAUACUGGUUUACAAGAAUGGCGUAGCAGAUUUGCAACUCAAAUUCAACGCAACUGGCAGCGAUAAUACAAACUGGUACCAAAAGUCACGCUUGUUGGAAUCUCCCUGGACAGAUCUCGUGUCUGGUUUGUUGGUACCGACCAAGUUCGUCCUCAUUGGCUGCUGCUCCCGGAUGUUUUAUACCAUGAGUGGGGAGGGUGGAUGCGACAACGACAUGGGGUGGCUUAUGGUAGCAGCAACGGCAUGUCACUAUGAACUCAAUCACAAGCUUAACACGAUCAUCUACAGCAAGAGUACGACCAUACACUUCCGCUUAGGGGGUUAUGAAACAGCUGACGUCAUGGCGGUUUAUGUCCGCUGACAACAUUCAGAAGCCUGCGGUUUAAUUAACAAUGCAAUUAUCACGUUCAGAUGCAGACCCAAGACCAAAGAUCAAUUAUGAUUUUGUUGGAUCCGUGUCGGAUAAUUGGUUUAAAGGUCGCACAGUGUUAUUACACGAACAGAAGAUUACCUUAAUUGUUACCCUUUAUAGGGAAACGCAAACUUGCAAAGAAUGGGGCUAACCUUCCAGAUAUAGUAAAAACCCGCGUGAAAGAAGAUAGAUUUUUUCAAGUCUGGUAAAACAGGUUUUUAUAUUUUGGGGUACUCAUGAACAAAUAAGGCAAAAUAGGUUCUUAUUAGGUUCUUAUUUUUUACAAGUUGUUUAAUCAACAGUAAAAUUCAUAAUCACAGAAGUGUUACAGAAUGCAUAGCCACCUUUCUAUAGAAACAUCCUACUGUAUGCAUGUUAUAUCUGUUAUCUUAUCUUUGUUUAUCUUAGCUUUAUUGUUGAUAUUUCAAAUGCCCAUAAUUUAUUUUUCAUGGAGUAACCCAAUUUUUGGUUUAGUAGGUUGUUAUAUUUUGGGGUUUUAAAAUCUGCCUAUAGGUUCUUACAUGUGGGUUUUUACUGUAUACUGGGGCACAUAAUUUAUUCAAACUGUGACUACAAGUCAUAACUUAACAACACUCAUAAUUAACUAUUAACUUUAUUUCAAAAGUAUAUCUAAUUCUGUGUAAACAUCUCAUUUUCGAUAUCACAUAUCACAUAUCAAUAUAUAUAUAUAUAUGUAUUUUCCUUAAUUUUAACCUUAUUCAACUAUCUUUUUACAAUGGGCGUUGCAACUAAAGAUGACGAAGUCAUUAGUAGCCAGGCAUGCCCACGACGCUUUUAAGUACAAAACACCUAUAUACAAAUAACAAAAUAAAUCAAAUGAAAACAAACAAAAUA
Molecule: messenger RNA, 2066 nt
Organism: Nematostella vectensis (starlet sea anemone)
Lineage: Eukaryota; Metazoa; Cnidaria; Anthozoa; Actiniaria; Edwardsiidae
Exons: 7
Coding region: 90-1160 (356 amino acids)
Molecular function (GO): oligosaccharide binding
Source: RefSeq, a predicted model, not a curated record